Messenger RNA from Pecten maximus, 1409 nucleotides. Its product is annotated as putative nuclease HARBI1. The transcript is spliced from 5 exons. NCBI's taxonomy places the organism in Eukaryota, Metazoa, Mollusca, Bivalvia, Pectinida, Pectinidae. The record is from RefSeq and is a predicted model, not a curated record. The coding region runs from base 1 to 1026 and encodes 341 amino acids.
AUGGCCGCCUUGGUGCUUGUCGUUGUCCCUCCUCAGAGGAAAGAGCGCAUUUUUCGACAUCAAGCCAUCCUUGAUGGAGCCUUUACGGACCAGGAGCUGCGCCAAAGAUACAGAUUUGGUCGGCAAUCAAUUAUGUUCCUGACCCAUCUCCUUAGACAGGAUUUAGCAAGGAAAUCUCGCAGGAACCAUGCCCUGACUGUUCAGCAGCAGGUGCUGUCAACAUUGAGGUUCCUGGCAAGUGGAAGUUUCCUUCAAGUUGUUGGAGACACUACAGGUCUGGAUAAAAGCACCGUAUCCAGGUGCGUCCAUAAAGUGUGUGGUAAGUUGGCUUGUUAUGCUAGCCAAGCUAUAAAGUGGCCCACCACAGAGGAGUGCCAGAAGGGGAAGAGGAAAUUUUUCGCCAUCGCCGGGUUUCCCUCCAUAAUAGGAGCAGUGGACGGAACACAUAUCCGUAUACAGGCACCACACACUGACGAGCCAUCCUAUGUAAACAGGAAGGGCUACCACAGCAUCAAUGUGCAGGGUGUUUGUGAUGCUGACGGAAAAUUCUUGGGCAUCAAUGCCAGUUGGCCAGGGUGCACACAUGAUGCCCAUAUUUUCAGAACUUCUCAGGUUUGUCAGCAUAUGGAAACAAACCAGAAUUUGGAAAAUGUGCUAUUGGGUGAUUCUGGCUACCCGUGCCGACCAUUCCUGUUGACGCCAUAUUUGAAUGCAAAUUGUCCUGCACAAAGAAACUAUAACUAUGCACAUGGCAGGACCAGAAGUGUCAUCGAAAGGACAUUUGGGAGGUGGAAGAGACGCUUCCACAUCCUUCACUCUGAGAUACGCAUGCAGCCGGAACGAGUCGUCACCCUUAUCAUGGCAUGUGCAGUGCUUCACAACAUUGCCAUGUCCAUGAGGGAGCCACUCAUUGAUGGGGAGGAAGACAAUGCUGUUGAUGAGGUAGAGGGUGAUGCUGCCUACAAUGGACCGCAGGACGGACAAGCUGUUAGAGAACAUGUCACCCGUGCCUACUUCACCAGGUAGUCUUCCUCAGAGGGUAUUAACCGUUGGGGGCGCGAGGAGUGCCCCACUCCAAGAUGGUGUUUACUGUUGGGGGCGCGAGGAGUGCCCCACUCCAAGAUGGUGUUAACUGUUGGGGGCGCGAGGAGUGCCCCACUCCAAGAUGGUGUUAACUGUUGGGGGCGCGAGGAGUGCCCCACUCCAAGAUGGUGUUAACUGUUGGGGGCGCGAGGAGUGCCCCACUCCAAGAUGGUGUUAACUGUUGGGGGCGCGAGGAGUGCCCCACUCCAAGAUGGUGUUUACUGUUGGGGGCGCGAGGAGUGCCCCACUCCAAGAUGGUGUUUACUGUUGGGGGCGCGAGGAGUGCCCCACUCCAAGAUGGUGUUUACUGUUGGGGGCACGAGGAG